Molecule: messenger RNA, 3532 nt
Organism: Pleuronectes platessa (European plaice)
Lineage: Eukaryota; Metazoa; Chordata; Actinopteri; Pleuronectiformes; Pleuronectidae
Product: succinate receptor 1
Exons: 3
Coding region: 652-1653 (333 amino acids)
Biological process (GO): G protein-coupled receptor signaling pathway
Cellular component (GO): plasma membrane
Molecular function (GO): G protein-coupled receptor activity
Source: RefSeq, a predicted model, not a curated record
GGACCUGUAAUAUAAAACAAUGAUGUGUAUACUCUGUGUACGUUUUACAUGUAAAUCUCGGCCAAAACUAACUAAUAAACAAAUAAAACAUUUAACCACAACUGUCAAAAUAAUGUAAUGGGGUAAAGAGUCAAAUGUUUCUGACCUGACAAACACACAGUGAUUACAGUGACUUCUUACUCAGAGAUGAGGUUUUUAUAUAUGCAAAAAAAUACAUGCAGAAGAAGAACCUCAUUUAUAUUCAACAUGUGAAUACAAAGAAACAAAUAGAAGAGGAAAUGUAGGUUGCAGAUAAGAUCUUAGAUAAACAAGUCAAUGAUUUGAAUGAAGAUAAUCAAACCAUAAAGCCAUUUGAGAUAUUGAAUGUGAAACCAUCACAGAAUGUGUUGACCAAAAUAAAAAAAGGGGAAGUUUCAAAAAGGUGAGUAAAUUACUCGGAAAGAGUUUUUUUUAAUAAACCCUUAAAUUCAGAGAAGUAGUCAGUCUUAAAGUAAAUGGGGACUGUGCUGGUCUCAGGACGGAGGAGAGAUAUCGAAAGGAAACAUUCAACUUCUGUGGGGCUUUAUUUUUUUUAAAGUUUUGUUUGUUUUUGCCUUAGGUUAACAAUUUUUUCUUCAGCUCGGCUUGUUGGAGAUUUGGCUGCACCUGCUCAUGGUCUCACUCUCCAUUCACACCAUCUGCAACAACAACAACCACACCAUGGUUCUGAACUGCAGCCUGAUAGAUGACGUGCUGGAGAAGUAUUAUUUGUCCCCUUUCUAUGCCAUUGAGUUCUGCAUCGGUUUUCCCGGCAACCUCUUGGUCGUGCUGGGCUAUGUGUUCUGCCUGCCCGUCUGGCAGAGCUGCAACAUCUACCUCUUCAACCUGGCAGUGUCCGACCUCAUUUUCCUCUGCACGCUGCCACGCCUCUCCUACCUCUAUGCAAACGACCAAACGACAACCAGUCCGUUCGCCUGCGUCAUCAACCGCUACGUCCUGCACGUCAACCUCUACUCCUCCAUCCUCUUCAUGGUGUGGCUCAGCAUGGACCGCUUCCUGCUCAUCAAGCAUCCGACGAGGGACCACUACCUGCUGAGGCCCCGGACGGCCCUGCUGGUGACGGGGCUGAGCUGGCUGGCCGUCAAUGUGGAGGUGGCUCCGAUGAUAGCGCUGAUGGUUCAGGACCUGCGGAGUGAAAACUUGAGUCGCUGCAUGGAUUUUGCCAGCCUGAAAGGAGACGUGGACCUGCUUGGAUACAGCCUGGGGCUCACCUUGACCGGUUACCUCCUUCCCCUGCUGGCACUGUGCGGUUUCUCCUACCAAAUCGCACGUCUGCUCCAUGCCCAAGAAAGGGCUCUGCAGCACAGGGCCACACCGUACAAGCGGACUCUCAGGGUCGUUGCCUCAGCGGCGGCCAUGUUUCUGGUUCUCUACACUCCGUACCACGUGCUGAGAAACAUUACGAUAGCGUCCCGGAAGCCCUGGGCCGGGGGGGAGCUCUGCACGCGGAUGUACGUGCAAGGCCUGUACAUCGUGACCCGACCGCUGGCCUUCAUGCACAGCGUCAUCAACCCCGUCUUCUACUUCCUCAUGGGUGACAAGUUCAGGCAGCUUCUGUUUGCCAAGCUCAGGAAGCUGCUCAUAAAGACAACAGGGCCAACACAACCAGCCUGACAAGGUCCCUGCGUGAAAAGGUAUCGCACGUCCACACAUGUGAAACAGCUCCAUCUUACAUUUCAUAUUUUAUUAAAAAUGUCGCUUAUAGGCUUUACUUUGUUUCAUUUUGUAUUAUUGUAAAUGUUUUCAUAGAUAGACAAAUCUAUCAAAAUAUUGUCAAACUGUGUUAUUAUUGUUGAUAUUGAGAGACUGUUAGGGGAGAGCGGGGUAAUGUGGGACAUCGGGUGAUGUGAAACACCUCCUGUAUCUAGGCAACGGAACACAUUUGUGGUCAUGUGACUAUUAUGUUUUCAAGCCCCUCCCAUUCCCCCCUUGCCAUGAAGGAGAAGUUGGUGCUGGUGCUGUGGAAAGUAUGUUUUUUCACAAAAAUGUGUUUUUUCCAUGUAAAAGUAAAUUUUCUUGCUUUGAACUUAAUCAACUGUUGUGUCAAAACAAAUUGAUUCAGGUGGAAAAACUUAUAUCGUACAUGUUGAUGAACUUCCAACAUAUAAAACCAUGUGAUUGAUGCUAGCUGAAGAUUAGCCUGAAUUGAUAAGAGACGUUGUUUUUCUAAAAUUGGGGCUUCGGGGUAAAAUGGGACAGUGUCUCACUUUACCCCACCAUGAAGCACAAGUUAAGUUUAGUCUUAAACAUAUUUUAAUGUUAUAUUACAUUAUAUAUGUUUUAUUUUUAAUGUCAUAAACAUUUUAGAAAAGCCAUCAUGCCAAGAAACUACACCAGGAAGACAACCUGGGGCCAAACACCCCUCGCAGAGAUGGAGAGUGCAGCCGCUGAGGUCAUGCAAGGAAAGAAGUCCUUAAGAAAAGCUGGAAGGGAUAGAAAUAUUGAUAAGACAACCCUCAAAAGAUUCAUAAAGAAAAAAGAGAAAGGGAAAGUAAAAUCAGUAGCCUGGGGUGCAGUAGCUGAGGUAAAGAGAAUAUUCACAGAUAAGAUGGAGGAGGAGCCAAACACUUGAAACAGCUAGCUGACCAGUUCCAUGGCCUUGCUCCAGUUAAGUGCCGUGAACUGGCAUUUGAAUACGCAGAGAAAAACAAUAUCCCUCUCCCUGCCAAUUGGACAGAGAAACAAUGUGCAGGUAAGCUAGGGAGUGCAAGAGAUCACAUGAAUCAUCAUAAUCAUAAAUGUGCUUAAUUGACCAAUCCCCAUGAUUCUGUUACUAGUCCAAUAUUAGUGGUUGUCAAUCUAGCUGUCGGGAUUUUAAAUAUGGUAGUUUUAAAGUGGAAAAAGUAAGUGGACCACUUUACCCCGUAGUUGGUGUAAAGUGGGACACAAGACCACUUUUUUAAAAACAAUCAUAUUUUCACUGCCCUUUGUCCUGAAGACUUCUGAUCAUUUCCAUUGAUAAAAAACAUCCUGAAUUAAUGGGAAAUGUGUAAAUUUUACUGAUGUAUCAGUUUAGCUCGCCUAGAGGGGAGCAAAUGUAAAAAAUGUCCCACAUUACCCGCUCUCCCCUACUGUUUUAAUAUUAAAGCUCAGUUUAUAUCUGCUUCUGUACUUAUAUUAGUUCUGAAUGGAAUAAAAUAUACCUUUACUCGUAACUGGCUCUUUCUCAUUUUACACAAAAUUUUAAAGUGUGUAAUUUUCUGCCUACACAUAAAACACAUUUUAUGUUUCAACGGUGGCUAAAUCAGUAGCUUCCUCUGAAGAAAGUAUUUGUGUGACACGUUGUGAGUUCUGUAUACAUUUAUUAUACAUCUUUUCCACACAGAAAUUUCUAUUUAUAAUAUUCUUUAAACGCUGCUUUUAUUCAUUUUCAUGAUAUAUUUGGAAUGUUUUUACUUUUUUUUGUGUAAAACACAUUGUAACCUAUUAAUGGGGGCUUUGUAUGAAUAAAGAAAUUAUUGUUUUUAUUAAAAAGUUUAUACAUUUUUAAUUA